Vicia faba (fava bean) is the source of this 1371-nucleotide messenger RNA. NCBI's taxonomy places the organism in Eukaryota, Viridiplantae, Streptophyta, Magnoliopsida, Fabales, Fabaceae. The record is from the annotation of a GenBank genome assembly.
AUGCAAGAAAACAACACCGUUUCCGAAAACCAUUCUCCCCCUCCACCACCGCCACCGCCACUGCCGCAACAACAACAUAACCGCCGACCAAAAACCCGCGAAGUUAGCUCCAGAUUCAUGUCUCCCUCCAUCACCUCCAUUCAACGUCGGCAACAACGAGACGACUCCGACGACGAGAAUUCCGAGUCGUCGUUCCCGAUCGGAUACUCUUUCCAGAAGAAACUACAACAGCAACAACAAAGAUCCGUGAAGCUUUUCAAAGAAACAACAAACAGGGUUUUCGAUAAUAUUCCAAACCCUAGUUCCAGUUCUCAUCACCCUUCAAAACAACGGUGUGCCUCACCUUGUCCUUCUAGACCUGAUACUCCAAUCCAUACCAUGCCCGUCUCUUCAAGAUAUCGGCAAGCACCUCACCACCAACAUCAUAGGCCUAUCAAUGCCCGUUCUUCAGCUGCUGCAAAAUUGUUUCAAUCUAGUGGCACUUCAUCAUCCAGAAGUUCACGUGAUGAUAUUGAUAUUCAUUGCAGUACACAAUCUCUUCCUGAAUUGCGUUCUGAGACUGAAAGGAAUGUGUUGAUGCAGAAACCUAAUGUGCCUAGUGGAUCCGUGGCUGAGAAAUUUGGUAACAAUUUGUCUCGUUCGGUUAAUUUGUCGUCUUCUGGCAUUGAUCGGGUUAAGGUUGGAGGACUGCCACCAGUUGCUCCUCAUGCGAAGUCUGCAGCCGAUACAAGGAAAGGGAAGAAAGGUAGUCAGCAGGAUGAUGUGACUUCGCUCAAGUUGCUUCAUAAUCGGUAUCUGCAAUGGAGAUUCGCCAAUGCAAAAGCAGAACACGCAAUGAAAGUUCAGCAAAAGGAAUGCGAGAAAGCACUGUUAUCUCGUGCAAUGAAAAUAUCAGAAAUGCGUGAUUCUGUGAACAAGAAACGCAUAGAAUUGGAGCGUUUGCGGAGAUCACAGAUCCUAUCAAGAGUUCUUGAAGCUCAAACUCCAUAUCUGGAUGAGUGGUCUGCUAUGGAAGAAGACUAUUCUGUUUCCCUCACUGAAGCAAUUCAGGCUUUGUUGAAUGCCUCAACGCAACUUCCAACUGGUGGGAAUGUUCGGGUUGAUGUAAGAGAGGUGGGGGAGUCUCUGAAUUCAGCACUAAAGACAAUGGAAACAAUUAUUUCCAAUACCCAGAAAUUAAUGCCAAAGGCAGAAGAAAUAGAUACUUCUAUUUCAGAAUUAGCCAGAGUUGUUGGAGGAGAAAGAGCUCUUAUUGACGAGUGCGGAGGUGUAUUGUCAAAGACACAUAAGUCACAGGUGGAGGAGUGUAGCUUAAGGGCCCAGCUAAUUCAACUAAUUUCAAUCUCGCAUAAGCAUAAGAGUAAAGAAUAG